AUGGAGAAGGGAUAUACCUCGGCCACCGACCUCUGGGCCAUUGGAUCUGUAGUAGCGUUGAUGCUGACCGGCCGAGUGCCGUUCCACGCUAAAUGCGUGGAUCUCGCUCGGCCACUGCAACAGCUAGACGAAUUCCUGCAGAUGCACAAGGUGGAAGAGUUUCCUCGAGACCUUCUUCAUAAAAUUUUCGUCGUAGACGAAGUCCGUCGUAUCACAGCCAAGCGCGCGCUGGAUCACUCUUGGUUCGUUUCUUACUCUGCUGAACUGGAAGCAAGAUAUCGGGCAGUAUUCGGUAACUGGAAAGAGAAGAUCCGUGGUUACUCGGCCAUCGUCGCGCUAGAUAGCUUGCCUUGCGUAUCAGCCUGCGACGUAGCUCCUGGCGACGUUCAGGCAAGCGCAAGUUCUCGCCCUCUACGUGAAGCCCAGGUGAGCACCCGUUCUCGCAUUCCCAUCGCUCAGGUUGAAGAUCAGAACAGAAAACGUUCCCAUCAUCAAAUUGAUCAUCGAGUUCAGAUGAGUGCACGUUUUUGUACUGCUCUACGUGAAGUCCAGGUGAGCGCCCGUUCUCGAAUUCCCAUUCGUAAUGUUGAUCAGGCCAGUACGCUUUUCCGCAAUCCCAUAAAUCACGGAGCUCAAAUGGGCACGCGCUCUCGCAUCCCAGUACAUGACCAGAUAAGACCACGUGCCCGCAUUCCCAUCCAAGAUGUUGAGAAUCAAGCCAGCGCACGUUUCCGCCUUUUAUCCAUCGACCAUGUAUCGGAGUCGUUUAACGAGGCAGCCCAGGACACCAACCGAGAUGACAGUGAGCAUGCGCUUCCCUAUGCUGGACUGGCCGAUACCACCCAGGAUUCUUACGCGGGAUAUCAAGCACCUUCUUACAUCAAUGAUAUCCGUCCAAUGGAGCCAUUUUCAAACCCCUUCCUGUCCGGUUGGGCCCCCACACGUCCAGGGAAUGGGCCCCUUCUACCAUAUCUUUCACGAUGCCUAGUCCGUCCAGAAGAUGAGCCCCUUCUACCGCCAUGUCCAACUCUUCCACGACGCCGGAUCCCUUUACCCGUUAUGUUGACCUCAACCCACUAUCCGAAGAUCACCAAUGAGCAGAAAAGUGCUGAGAAAGACGGUGAAGCCUAUCAAGAAGAAAAGAACCUGGUCAGCGGAAAGAAAAUCCAAAAGCGACAUAUCUACGGCCAGGACGCUGACCAUCUUGAUGACCCGUGA
Messenger RNA from Penicillium taxi, 1218 nucleotides. RefSeq names its product kinase-like domain-containing protein. Lineage: Eukaryota; Fungi; Ascomycota; Eurotiomycetes; Eurotiales; Aspergillaceae. The record is from RefSeq and is a predicted model, not a curated record. Gene Ontology annotation, molecular function: ATP binding; protein kinase activity. Bases 1 to 1218 code for a protein of 405 amino acids. Gene Ontology annotation, biological process: protein phosphorylation. The transcript has a single exon.